AUGCCCCCUCAGAGCAUGCGUCUCACCAACACCACAGAAAGCAAGCACAGCCCACAACAAAGAAUCGCUACAGAUGUCUGGACUGAAAGGAAAGGCAUACUACAAAAAGAAACCUGGCAAGGCAAGACUGUUUACAACCAGAGUCAAAAGGAACUCCAAGCAUGGUUUGAACAAAGCCCUCACCCUGGUAAAGCUACCAGGAAACAAUGGGCCAAAGAAAGCAUUCCAGAGUGUAAAAUUCAGAUUUGGUUUAAAAACCUCAGAUCCAAACAAAGACAAUUGGAAUUGGAUGCUCCCGAGCAAACGGUGAAACCCAGGGACAAAACCAGCAUCAGCCUUGGACUCAAGGGAAGAAACUACUGGUCCAAAUGCAUUUCUUCAGUGGGUCCCAGAGAAAACUGGACAUCCAUCACAAGAUCUCAAUCACACAUCCUACUUACUUUUGACAGGAACCAAUUCCCUGACAUUACAACCAGGAAAAAACUGGCUAAAAUAACAGGCAUUCAGGAAUCAAGAAUUCAAGUCAGUUCUGUCAGUGGCACCAAAUAUGUUCUACCUGAGUUCUCUGUCCCUUUUGUUAGCCAAAGACCAAGAGACAUGAUGGUACAGCCCACACAGACUGUGCAAGAGAAAUCUCUCUCUACUCUCAGGAAUUACCUGCCAAUAUCAUUGACUCUGGGAGUCUCGGAUACUCAGACCCCUUUCUGGCCCCAAAAGCAAGAAAAGUGCCAGAAUCACAAAGAUGACACAGGAGUACUGCAGUUGAAGGACUACUCUCAGCCUCAUCCUGAGCACCAAAACCACCAACUGCAGGAUCUGGCGCAGGCGGACAUGUAUUACAUUCUGCAAUGGUGGGAUGAGAUCUGCCAGGCUCUGAUUGUGAAGUGGGAUCCUUGAGGAGGGACACACUGA
Hyaena hyaena (striped hyena) is the source of this 912-nucleotide messenger RNA. It is a transcript of the gene DUXB, whose product is annotated as double homeobox B. Gene Ontology annotation, molecular function: DNA binding. Lineage: Eukaryota; Metazoa; Chordata; Mammalia; Carnivora; Hyaenidae. The record is from RefSeq and is a predicted model, not a curated record.